Molecule: messenger RNA, 1809 nt
Organism: Aureobasidium pullulans EXF-150
Lineage: Eukaryota; Fungi; Ascomycota; Dothideomycetes; Dothideales; Saccotheciaceae
Product: serine/threonine protein kinase, CMGC family
Exons: 4
Coding region: 1-1809 (602 amino acids)
Biological process (GO): protein phosphorylation; regulation of mRNA processing; spliceosomal complex assembly
Molecular function (GO): ATP binding; protein kinase activity
Source: RefSeq, a predicted model, not a curated record
AUGAAUGGAUCCGACAUCAAGAAGGCUGCAAUCCAAAAGGCAAAGCAAGUCGCCCAAUCCGCAACCAGCGCUGCCAACGGUACCAACGGCAAGAAGCGCAGAAAGCAAGAACUGAAACCCAUCGUCACCACCGAGCAGCAAGAGGCCGCUUCAGGCACAACCGCAUCGCCCAUGAGCUACCAAAAAUCAACAACCAGCACCCGUGACGUGAGCCCGUCCGGCUCAGAUUCAUCCUCGCUUUCCGGUGACGAGCAAACCGAAAACACGGCCGACGAGGAGGAUUCUGAGGACUACUGCAAGGGCGGCUACCACCCCGUCCAGGUCGGCGAACAAUAUAACAACGGCAAAUAUACAGUCGUGCGCAAGCUGGGCUGGGGUCAUUUUUCCACCGUCUGGCUCUCGCGCGAUAACGUCACCGGCAAGCAUGUCGCCCUCAAGGUUGUGCGCUCUGCCGCCCACUACACAGAAACUGCCCUGGAUGAGAUCAAGCUGCUCAACAAGGUCGUCCAGGCCAACAUGGACCACCCUGGCAGGGCACAUGUAGUCAGCCUGCUCGACUCGUUCAACCACAAAGGCCCUCACGGUAUGCACGUUUGUAUGGUCUUCGAAGUUUUGGGUGAGAACUUGCUGGGCCUGAUCAAGCGCUGGAACCACAGAGGCAUUCCCAUGCCGCUGGUCAAACAGAUUACCAAGCAGGUCCUGCUAGGACUCGACUACCUCCACCGCGAAUGCGGCAUCAUCCACACCGAUCUCAAGCCCGAGAACGUCCUUAUCGAAAUUGGUGACGUCGAGCAGAUUGUUAAGACCUAUGUUCAAGAAGAUCCCAACAAGGCAAAGGACGAACACCGCAAUGGCAGGAGGAGGAGAAGAACCCUCAUCACCGGCAGUCAACCUCUACCUAGCCCGCUCAACGCCAGUUUUAGUCAGACCGACCUGUCAAGCCUUAACAAGCUCAUGGCAGAGCAAGGUAAACCUGUUCCAAUCACGGGCCCAAGCCCCAGUCCGAGUCAAGAUGUUGAAAUGAGUGGUGCUGCAGGCGCAACUUCUCCCACAAAAUCCAUGAAAGAAUCCCUCGGCAUUUCAGACGAAGCAGCGCAAAAGGAGCGCGAAAAGACUGCUGACAUCCUCGCAAACAACGUUUCCGGCAUUGAUCUUGGAAAGUCUCCCCCAACCCCAUCAUCAUCGACCAAGCCAGCCGAGGAGGUAUCGUUCGACACAAUUUCGGUCAAGAUUGCCGAUUUGGGUAAUGCAUGCUGGGUUGGUCAUCACUUCACAAACGACAUUCAGACACGACAGUACAGAUCACCAGAGGUCAUUCUUGGAGCAAAGUGGGGUGCCAGCACCGAUGUCUGGAGUAUGGCUUGCAUGGUUUUCGAACUCAUCACUGGCGACUACCUCUUUGAUCCUCAGUCUGGCACCAAGUACGGUAAGGAUGACGACCACAUUGCUCAGGUCAUUGAACUGCUCGGCACAUUCCCGAAAUCGUUGUGCGUGUCAGGAAAAUGGUCGCAAGAGAUAUUCAACCGCAAGGGCGAGCUGCGCAACAUCCACCGUCUACGCCAUUGGGCCUUGCCGGACGUGCUGAGAGAGAAAUACCAUUUCAGCGUCGAAGAAAGCAAGCGCAUCGCCGAAUUCCUGUUACCCAUGCUCGAGCUCCAACCCGCAGACCGCGCCAAUGCCGGAGGUAUGGCAGGCCACGGCUUCCUGGAAGGUACAAAGGGCAUGGAUGGCGUCAAGCUGGAAAUUGAGCCAGGCACCAAGGGCGAAGGCAUUGACGGAUGGGCCACAGAGAUUAAGAAGCAACGGUAG